Molecule: messenger RNA, 990 nt
Organism: Hyaloscypha bicolor E
Lineage: Eukaryota; Fungi; Ascomycota; Leotiomycetes; Helotiales; Hyaloscyphaceae
Exons: 1
Coding region: 1-990 (329 amino acids)
Biological process (GO): regulation of transcription by RNA polymerase II
Cellular component (GO): nucleus
Molecular function (GO): DNA-binding transcription factor activity, RNA polymerase II-specific; RNA polymerase II cis-regulatory region sequence-specific DNA binding
Source: RefSeq, a predicted model, not a curated record
AUGGCUGGAAGACCGAGUAUGAAUGCGAGGGAUUCCUCUGGCAGGAACGUCUCUCUUCUCAACGACGAGCCGUCAUCCCAAAAUGCUCAACGAAAUACUCUCCCUUAUCGAAACCUAUCGAGCCAACACGAGCAUUCGAGUAUGAUCAGAUCACAUUCAUCUACAUCUGAGCUCAGCGACCCGGUGUCUCCCAGCACACCAGGCCUUGUCCGAGCGGACUCAUUCGACUCCCAGAACACCCAGGACCCCCGUUCUCCAAUCACCCCAGUCUUUCUGAACGAUCUCAGGAACACCUCAUACACGAGUGCUGGCUAUAAGGACCAGGCACACUUUGACUACCGCGACAGAAAUACUGGUUUUGAGGAAUGCUCUUCGACCGGUCAGUAUCAACUCUUCCGGCCUUCAUACGUGGAUAAUCGAUCGUCCCCCUUCGCCGAGUCACAGAUGUACGAUGAGGAACCGUAUCAAAACGGCGGCAACUCUGAGCGGGGCCAAAAGAGAUAUCCGUGCCGAUUUCGAGAGAACAUGGGCUGUGAAAAGACUUUCACCACCUCUGGACACGCAUCACGUCACUCAAAAAUCCACACAGCUGAGAAAGGCGUUUCUUGCUCCUGGCCGGGUUGCCAAAAGAAGUUCACUCGCGCAGAUAACAUGAAGCAACAUUUGGAGACGCACACCAAAGACCGACCCCGCUCAACUCCAGCGCAGAAAUCAACAUUGAAAUCAACCCUCACCGUCCAUUCCGGCGUCAAAAAGCCAAGUGCAGUGCUCAGCCGGUCAAGUUGUUCCCCCAGCCGAAAUGCCAUCGCUACGGAGGUUGCUCCUUUGCUGGUGGACCCUGCACUUUACGCCCAUUCGACUAGCCCCGGCUCUCCUUAUGGUGCGCCCAUCAGCAGUUUCCAGGGUCGACUAAUGGCUGCUCGCGGCGAGAACUCACCGAGCGGCCUGGACGCCUUGGCGAUGGCUGCCGACUAUCAGACAAAGUCUUAA